AUGUCUAUCAUCGCGAGUCUCCGCUUCGUGAUGCUCCUGCUUGCCAUUUUUAUGGUGGGCGGGGGCUUCGCCCUCAAUGUGGACGUUUUCGACGAGGCCCAUGAUGUCGUUGCUCGUAACGCUGCUGGUCUGGAUCGCUCCUUCGGUAUGGCUGCUAACGCCUUUGUUCAUGCUGCUCGUGCCGUCGCCGAAGUCACUGGUGCCACCCUCACGGUUAGCGAUGGCAAGCCUACUGAGACUUCCAAGGUCUCUUCCACCCUGACUGGUAUCCCCGGCGUUACUUUCACGGUCGAGCCCACCAGCACUUCUCAUGUCUCUUCCACCGUCAUUGGAGUAACUCGUGUGACUGCCACUAUUGAGCCCACCAGCACCUCGGAGGUCUCUUCCACCCCCAUCCGUGUCACUUUGACUAUCCCCACUGGCACUUCUGUGGUCUCCACCACCGAGACGGAGACGGAGACUGAGACUGAGCCUUGCGGUGGUGAUGAGACUAGCUGGACUUUCACCAUCGUUCCCACCAGCACCUUUCCUGCCUUGACUCCCGCUACCAAGACCGAGACCGAGACUGAGACCGAGGCUGUCAACUGCUCUCACACGACUCCCUGCCACACCUCGCAGACCUCGUCGACUGGAUUUGGCAUCACCAUUUCCCUCACCAACACUGUCACUGGCACUGUCACCGGCACCAAGAUCACUACCUCUUCCGGAGUUGCUGUUACCUCUGGUGUCGCUGUUACCUCUGGUGUCGCUGUUACCUCUGGUGUCGCUGUUACCUCUAGAAGCACUCUUGUCACCAAGUCUUCGGGCACUGGCAGCAAGACUACCGUUGAGAGUACCCCUGUCAAGUCAGGUACUUCUGCAGCCGGCACUGCGACUGCUACCACCGUCUUCAACGGUGCCAAGAGGCUGAAGGGCUUCAACUACGCCACUGGUUUCUACCUGCUUGUCUGCAUGUUCGUUCUGUGA
Molecule: messenger RNA, 966 nt
Organism: Penicillium subrubescens
Lineage: Eukaryota; Fungi; Ascomycota; Eurotiomycetes; Eurotiales; Aspergillaceae
Exons: 4
Coding region: 1-966 (321 amino acids)
Source: RefSeq, a predicted model, not a curated record